Messenger RNA from Monoraphidium neglectum, 303 nucleotides. RefSeq names its product Microtubule integrity protein mal3. Gene Ontology annotation, cellular component: spindle midzone; microtubule organizing center; microtubule plus-end. The transcript has 4 exons. Gene Ontology annotation, molecular function: microtubule plus-end binding. The coding region runs from base 1 to 303 and encodes 100 amino acids. The record is from RefSeq and is a predicted model, not a curated record. Gene Ontology annotation, biological process: protein localization to microtubule plus-end; spindle assembly; regulation of microtubule polymerization or depolymerization. NCBI's taxonomy places the organism in Eukaryota, Viridiplantae, Chlorophyta, Chlorophyceae, Sphaeropleales, Selenastraceae.
AUGAAGAGGGUGGACUUCAACGCCAAGACUGAAUAUGAGUGCCUCACCAACUACAAGGUGCUGCAGGAGGUCUUCACAAACCUGGGCAUUGACAAGCCCGUAGACGUGUCCAAGUUGAUCAAGGGGCGGCUGAUGGAUAGCAUGGAGUUCAUGCAGUGGCUCAAGAGGUACUUUGACCAGCAGACCCUCGGCGACGGCAUCACUGACUACGACGCCGCCGCUCGCAGAGCGCUCUGCAAGACCGGAGACGUGCGCGGCAGCGGCGCCGCCUCCGCACCCAGCUUGGCCGAGGGGGGUGGCUGA